Ruditapes philippinarum (Manila clam) is the source of this 1784-nucleotide messenger RNA. RefSeq names its product cytochrome P450 4F2-like. The transcript is spliced from 5 exons. The annotation marks the transcript as partial. Gene Ontology annotation, molecular function: monooxygenase activity; heme binding; iron ion binding. The record is from RefSeq and is a predicted model, not a curated record. NCBI's taxonomy places the organism in Eukaryota, Metazoa, Mollusca, Bivalvia, Venerida, Veneridae.
AAUAAACAAGACAGUACCAAGAGUAGCAGUUACACCGACUUUCUUGAUAUUCUUCUGACAGCACGCGAUGAAGACGGACAGGGUCUUACAAAACUAGAGAUACGGAAUGAAGUGGAUACUUUCUUGUUCGAAGGUCACGACACAACAGCCAGUGCCUUAUCAUGGAUCUUGUAUUCUUUGGCAGAGAACCCUGAAUGUCAACAAAAAUGUCAGACUGAGAUAGAUGAGAUACUUGCAGGCAGGGAAACAGAUGACCUGGAGUGGUCUGACUUAAGUCACUUAGAAUAUCUUACAAUGUGCAUAAAAGAAGGAAUGCGCCUACAUGCUCCAGUGCCGGGUAUAACACGAGACAUCACUCAAGACUUUGAACUAGACGACAGAGUUGCUCCUAAAGGAACACAAGUCAUUGUUAAUAUUUGGAUAUUAAACCACAUGGAAAAAAUUUGGGGUCCUGAUCACAUGAAGUUUAAACCAGAACGAUUUUCGAAGGAAAGAAUUGACCAAAUUGAACACUUCCAGUAUGUGCCAUUCUCUGCAGGACCAAGAAACUGUAUCGGACAAAUAUUUGCAAUGAAUGAAGAAAAGGUAGUCCUUACAAAGCUACUUAGAAAUUUUACAUUUCGUCUUGACCCAUCACAUACAGUAAAACGUAAAAUAUCGACUGUCAUGAGAACACAAAAUGGAAUGUACAUGUUUGUUGAGAAACGAAGACCAACUAUUUAUUGAAUUUUAGACAAAGUCUUGUUUUGUAUCGAGGAGAUAUAUGAAAGGCAUCUCUGACCUGAAAUGUACGGUGUAUAUAAAACUGUAGCUUACAAAGAAUGUAGUGUAUAAUGGUGAUAAUAAUGGUGAUAAUAAUUUAUAUAUAUUUAGAAUAUGCAAUACUUAUUUAUUUUAUGUUCAUUUUUAAAGCACUUUUUUAUGAUUAAAACAGCCAGACAACAAAAUUAUACAUGUUUAUGAAUAUCCAGAAAGCGUUAAUUAUAUAAUAUAUUUCACAGAGUAAACAAAAUAAUUAGUAUUUACAUGAGUGGUGUUACAGUUGGUGUUUACAAGUGGAAUGAAAUUAAAUUAAAUUUUAUGCAAAACAACAAUUUUUCAUCAUUUCAAGCUUUUACAGCAUGGUUUACGUUUAGAGGUCAUCGCUAUUGAUAGCUUGGAUAGUAUAUAUGUACUAUAACAUAAGUAAAAAAUAAGUGGGCGUGUUCAUGUUCAUAUAUAAUGUCCAAGCCACGACCGACUGACGGCAUUACCAAAACAGCUCCAAUGCAAAAAUCGGCUUAUGGACGUUUCGGACCUUUUCUGCAAGACACUUUGGCCCUUUUAUAUCAUAAUAUAAGGUGUUUUUUCUUAGUUUAUAAAAUGAAAAUUUAACAUUUUCAUAUUUGAAAUUAAAAAAAAAAACAGACAAGAAUGCAAUGAAUUAAAGCGGCAUUAGGCCUAUCCAAGGGUUAUAAGGUAAGUGACCAAGUCACAAUCAAAAUAAGUUUAAAUUUUGUCAUAAUUCCUCACAAUUCUAAAAUUUCUUUCGUAUAUAUGAUAAAUAACUCACGUAACCCGAGGAAAUUUAUAAAAUACACGAUCUUUGAUUUCUAUCUGUUCGAUUACUUUAUUGUAUAUUGUUAAAUUCGUUUCUAUCAGCAAUUACACAUGAUAUACACUAUGUUUAUGUUAUAUGCCAUUAAGUAUUGAAUAUAGUUUUUUCGUGUCAUUAUCUACCGGGGAGGGCCGACCGCUAAUGUUGUAAGAACUUGGGCCCAACCCGUUUGCCUUUGCUGUUUAGA